GACUUGACGUCUCAGGAUAGUGCACGCUCCGGAUCACUCGAAGCCGAACUCCGGGCCCCGGGGAAAAGAGAGGAAGGAGCCCGUGUUCCGACUUAUCGCGCGCACGAGGAGGAAUGUAUAGAGGAGCGAAGAGCGAAGCAAUCUGAUUGUCGUUAUCGUCGGCACGUUGCGAUCACGCAUAUAGGCACGCGUCGCGCUCGCUCGUUCCCUCUCGCCGGGAUUUUGGCCGCUGUCCCGUUCACUCGCUCGCUCGCUCGGGCGAGUUACGCCAGCGAUGACGUGACGAGUGUCCCGCGGCACGUGCGGGCGCAGCGAUUUAAGCGCGCCGCGAAAUCGAUUCCCAAUUCCCAAGUAGCGGCGCUUUUCCCUACGCCGCCCGCGCGCAGCUGCCGCCGCCGCCGCCGCUGCCGCCGUCGGCCUCUGCCUUUAAUGCGCCGCAAAAACGGAACGUCGAACAUAACCUCUAACGAUCGUGCCCGCGUGUACCGCAGCAGCGUAGUUGUAUGUAUUUUGUGCUUCGUCGCGCGCCGCCUAACUUUUAUCGCGCAUCAAUUCCUCGCCGCUCCUCGUCCAUCGUCCCGCUUCGGUCUCGUCCGCGCGCGCGGCAAAGCGCGGGAAAGGGGGGAUUGAAUUGCGCACCGCCGUCGUCGUCGUCGAGGACGACGGUCGUGGACGUUUCACAGGAACGAUCGAUAAUCCAAAGCGUCGUCGAUCCUUCGCCUCUACUCGGACACGCAAGACGUCGCACCGCGUGGGACGUCGAUGAUGAUGAAGCGGGAUGAUUAAAGGAUGCCGUAAGUCGUAAGAGUGUGUAACGAAAAGUGAACUGACGCACGCGAAAUUGGAGAACGGCGGGCGGCUUCGCUCGCUCAGCCUCGCCCGUUAUCGCGCUACUCAAAACGGGCGCCGCGAAUUAAAUAUCGCCCACACGCACGCCACGGUUGCGUAAUGUCACGAUGAUAAUCCAUGAAAAACACGCUGCGCUUUUUUGUUCCCUCUAACCUAUCUAUCCGGCGGCGCCUGUUCGCGGCGCGGUAUCAUGUGUCACGUUUACCGUGUCGGUACUAGGUGGCUGUUGGAUGUUGCUAGGUCACUUACGGGCGAUACGGCGGCCUGCAAUCGGGGGAUGUCGCACGGACGGCGCUCGUAGAUGAGAAAUGUCUCGUAGUCUGCCGGACAGAGUGGCCGGGCUCUACUACGCCCACGGCCUGUUCUGUUCAUCCCAUCCUGUCAUCGUACUCUCGUUUGCGAUAUCGGUUCUCUUAUUAUGCUGCUGUCCGCUUGUCAAUCUGCCCAUGCUAGGCAAUGCCCCAAAAACCUUGAUCAACAAUACUGUCCUACCGGCGAACGGCACGGAGACCUCGGUACUGUACGUCCAACAAGUGGUGCUGAGAAUCGGAGUGAUGCCAUGGAGCCAGGACCUGAUGCUGAUGGACGCUUUCAGGGGACCCCUGUAUGAAGUGUUCAAUCUUUUGGAGAUUAUACAAAACUAUCAGCAUCCAGAAACAUUGAAAACACUUGGUCAGGUGUGCUUACACAUUGAAGCAGUAAAGAAAAGGAAUGGCAAGAAAGCUGAGGUUUUGCCGGAAUACAACUGUCUCGUUCUAUCGCCAGCGAAUCUCUGGCAGCAAAGUAUAGAAUUGUUUGCUCAAGACACGAAUCUUAUUAAUACAAUAUUUUCGUACCAGAAUUUUCAGAGAGGUAAAAUAAGUCUUGCAGAAGUGAUGUUCGGAAUGAGCUUGAAGGAAACUGGAGUGAAACGGUAUCCUGCUCGGGUACGUCAGAGAAUUCUUCAAUAUGCCGUAACUAUUUACUUGAAGAAAUAUGAUCAGGAAUUCAUAAAAGGAUUGCAGCAUCGACUAAAAGCCUAUUAUCAUUUGCAUCAAAACGUCGACAAUAGCACGGACAUUGAUGUGCGCGAUGAAAUAUUGAAUAUUUUCUAUCCUGGUGAAUUUAAUUACAGUGAAUUUUUCCCACUGAUGAUGACUUCCCUAGCCUUAUUUUUAUACGAGUACUUCCAAGUGCGGAAAAUAGAACUGGUAAAGUCUAAAAUUGGCAUUGCGUUUAGUGCCAGCGUAACAGUAAUGGGCUCACUGUCAAUGACUAUGGGUUUGUGCUUUUUCUUCGGUCUGACAUUAAGUAUGAGCGCCAAGGAAGUAUUUCCAUAUCUGGUGAUUAUCUUUGGCCUCGAAAAUGUUCAAGUGUUGACUAAGAGUGUCGUCAGCACGCCUGCCCAAUUAGACGUAAAGAUACGCGUUGCUCAGGCCUUAUCUAAGGAAGGAUGGUCCAUUACGAAGAAUCUACUCACGGAAGUGACGAUCCUAACUAUCGGGUUAUUCACCUUCGUCCCCGCUAUCCAGGAAUUUUGCAUAUUCGCUAUUGUCGGGUUAUUGACCGACUUCUUUCUACAAAUGGUAUUCUUCUCAACGAUCCUAGCAAUCGACAUCAGACGAACGGAACUGUCUAAUGAGAACUCCAAGUUCCAUCUAUCUCACAUUCAGACAUCGCGCAGACAACAAUUCACCACUACCAUCACCAACAGAAAACCUCAUAUAUUCCGCUCCAAGUCUCAUCCGAGAUUGAACGGUCUAUCUACCGGUCCGACAAGCGUUAUCGCUCCAAAUACACAGAAUACUCUUACACUGGCCAAGAUUCCCAAACGUUUAAGAUUGGUGCAUUUCUGGGCGCGGACGCGAAUUUUCCAGCGUGCAUUUAUGGUAUGGAUGAUCGUGUGGAUCAGCAUGACCAUUAACGACUCCGGCAUUAUCGAACACAUAAUACACCUUAGCGAGACAUUAAAACCAGAAAGUGACAUUGACGGAUAUACAGUAGACAAACCUCAAUCGUUAAACUAUGUCGAACUAAAUACAGCAACACCUAUGUCCGUAUCGCCCGCAACUGUAGCCUCGGUCAAUUUGAACGAACAGGAUCUAACGAAUAAUGCAACAGAGGAAUUAAACAAGUUAAGACCUAUGGACUUUCCACCUUGGAAUAGUUUGUCGUUAUAUCACUGGUCUUCAAUUCUUUCGAUGUAUAACGUGUCAAUUGCGGGUGGACGAGUGACUAUACUACCGACGAUAAAGGUAUCGCACGCAGUAAGCCCGCAGUUAGCAAAACAAAUUAGCAAUCCAAAUGACGUUCAACACUUCCAAUGGCAGAGUCUCGCUACCGCCGCGCUCGAUCCUUUAGAUUUUUCAGAUAUAGAGGUACGCUCGAGAUCGGAAGGACGUGUAUUUAAUACGGACGCGCCUUUCGUACCGUCGAGUCCGAUGGAGAUAUUUCUGGCCGCUCUGCUGUGUCUUAUUAGCGUGAUCGUCGUCGCUUAUACGAUGGUCGUGCUGUAUCGCUGUAUCUGCUCGAGAAAUUACGCGGAGUGGCGAACCAGCUGGCAUCAGCAGGAAAAGACGCAUGACUCUGUUACUCAGUUAGUGCUGGAGGCGGCGCCUUUAGUUUUGGAGGGCCAUACUCAGGAAGUGGAAUGUAUCGCGACGGAUGGCAAUACUGUUGCUAGCACGUGUUUUGCGGGACAUAUCAGAAUAUGGGACUCGACGUCCGGCGAGCAAUUGGCACAUAUCGAUAGACGACAAUUCUUCAGCGGUCCACUGAAAACGUUGAACCAAACGUCACCGGAUGCCGAUGAGCUGAUGUCGGAUUACGAGAGCGGUUCACCGCCCUCUAGAGGAGAGAUGGAAGCGGCGCAGUCGAUGGGAUUUUACUCGCCGGCUUCAGUGAUGUAUCAAGGAAAGUUAUCGCCCGCUUACAAUACGCGAAGGAUUAACAGCAACAAUAACAAUCAUAAAAGGCGAUCUGUAGGAACCACGUUAGAUUACGACUAUCAAAUCAACGAACUCGGUAGCGACAAUAAACAUAGAUUAUUACGUCGAAGUUUAGGUAGUGCCUACGAUCUUCCCGAUCUAAAACCAGCGAUUAAUAUUAAAUUCUCAACCAUAAAAUAUACACCAUUACAACAGAAUUACGAACAGGGCUUCGACUUUGGGGAACGAUAUAAAAUCUUGUUAGAGGAACACAAUAAGUCGAUUGAAGAGAUGCAAAAAUCUAAAACUAGAGAACAAUUGAGCAUUCUUUCCGCAAGAUCAAACUUGAUUGGCAGCACAUCCUCUAUAAAUACCGAUCGCACGAUACAAUCGUCGCUCAUUAUAUCGGCGAUUUGGUGUAUGGAUUAUCAAGAAAAUCUCAUAGUAGUAGGCUGCGCUAACGGCAGUCUCGAAUUCUGGGAGGGUACGACUGGUAGAUUCAAGUGUCUCUUCGAUGAUGGAUCGGGACUUGGAAUCUCUGCUGUUAGACUUGUCGGUAGCAGAGUAGUGGCAGCUAAAUUGAACGGAACUGUCGACUUUCUGCAACUUGAAAGUUACAGCGAAGGCCAGCAGAUUGACUGGGGUUUUACGUCUUACAGAAGAACGCAUGUGCGAACGGGAAGCGCUGGUUCGCCCAUGGAUCUAAAUAACAGCAUGCAAACAGAGGAAGAUUUGCGCUGCAUGAAAAUUGGUUCUCAUAGGGCACAUCAACAAGCCAUCACUGUUUUAGACAGCGAAGGCGGACGCGUAUUAACAGGCAGCCAAGAUCACACUUUGAAAGUAUACAGGUUAGAAGAUCAGCUGCCCCUGUAUACACUUCAUGGACAUUGCGGUCCAAUAUCGUGCCUCUUUAUCGAUAGAAUAAGUCCCAUGACAUCCGGUAGUGGGUCUCAAGAUGGAUUAUUGUGUGUGUGGGAUCUUUUGACAGGAGCAUGUAUGUAUAGUAUUCAAGCCCAUGAUGGUGCUGUAGCCGCUAUUACAUGUUCAGUGUCCUAUGUAAUAAGUAUCGGAACAGAUGAAAGACUGUGUGUCUGGGAACGCUUUCAAGGACACUUAUUACAUACUUUGCCAGCACAUAAGGCAGCUUAUAGCUUACAAUUGGUGAUGUUGACACACCAUCUCCUCAUAACUAGCAAUCAGGGAUCAUUAAUAGUCUGGGAUGUAAGAACAGGCGAGCCAGUGCGGGAAGUAAGAUUGGGUCAUAAGGACAGUUGCAUUUUCAUAAAGCAAAUGUUGGUAUUGAGGGACAGCGUCGUCUGCGACUUCGGCCGACAAUUGAGAAUAGUCAGAUUUCCAUUGGUCUCUGAUAAGCUGGACUAAGUUCUUUAUACGCGCGUGUACAUAGCCGUUUGUUUCUUUAUAGCAUUAUUUGAAAAAAGUGUCUUAUGUUAUUAGUCUGUCUAGAAACUAUAAAUUUUUAUAUAACAUAUAUCGCGUGUAUAUUCUAAAGAGUGAUGUAUAUUUUCGAUGUAAGUUUAAGUUAUAUGAUAAUAUACACGUCUUUACGGGAAUAUAUUUUUUAUCCGACAAAACACGUAUACAUGAAUAAUCACAUUUUCGAAUUUUAUGCCGAAUCAUCGUUAUUAAUGGCAUUGCACCAAUUGAAAAGUUUGAAAAAAUGAAGAUUGUACAAUUACAUAUGCAACGGUACGUUCUUAAAUAGAUUUUCUAAAAUUUAAUUUAAAUGAAGAUGAUUCAAAUUUUUUAAUUCGAUUACAGCAUGAAACAAUUUUAACAAGCGUUUAUUUAGUAUUUUAUAACAUGCAUAGUGGCUGUGCUUCAUUUUGAAACAUCUAUUAGUUUUUGUUAUGUAAUAAAAAAGCGCCAAUAUUUUAUUUAAACAUUUUUAAUCAUUUACAAUAAGUAACAUCAUAAAUAAUAACAUACGUGCAUUUGUAAAACCGAUGUUCUCUAAAGCAAAGGCGAAAAACAAAUUAUCUAAAGAGUUUAACACCAAUUAUGGUAAUAAUGCAAUAAAAAUAAUAAUUUUAUAUCUGCAACAAAAAAUUAAUUUUAAAUAUUUGUAUAUAAUUAUGAAAACUUGUUUAAAAAUUUCUCUGCACUUUUUGAAAUUAUCGAAUAGUAUGUAAUGUUAUAUUUAUUAAAAUUGUAAUAUUUUCUAAACUUAUGAAUGUUUCCGUAUGUAAAUUUAUUGUGUAGAUGAAAAUGAAUUAACAUUGUGUACAUCAGGUUUUAAAAGUGCCUUUAUCAUAUCUGUCAUUUUCAUCUUCAUAUCGAACGAAAAGAAGAGAAAUAAAAACAUGGAUAAAUAUAAUGAAAAGAAAUAAAUUAUGUUCCUUAUUACACAAUAUAUAUUAAGUAAAACAAAACUUGAGAAUAAAAAUUUAUUUUCUACUUACAAUUAGUUAGAACUUUGCAAUAUGUAUUUUAUACUAAUUUAUCUAAUAGCUUAGCAAAUUAAUUAUUUUCAAAUACUUUGUCAUUAUGAUUAUUUAACUGAAGAAAAUUCAAUACACUCAGAUUGUUUCAAAAAUCCUAGGAUUGUAAUUAUGUCAUUUUUAAAUAUGUCAGUUGUGUCAGUUGCGGCUUAAAAUUAAUUUAUUUCAUGGAUAAACGAUUAAUUAUUUCCAUUUCCAUUUUUAAUCUAUUUCAUUGAUUCAUAAUAUAAAAUCAUUCUUAAUUAUAUGUCAAUAUUUAAUUUUGUAUAUAAUAAUUUUCGAGAAAUAUUUGUAACGCUUUUUUUUCUUAUUUUGCUAUUUAUGCUUUAAAAUUACCUGCUGAAAUAUUGACAUAGAAUUAAAAGAAUCGUGUAUACUGAUUAUGUACAUACGUUACUCGUAAACACAUUUUACUGAUUUGAUUAAUUUUAUUAGAUGUUUAUUCAUGGCCAUUGUACCAGACAUUAUUUCAAUUUAUUUAGGCUUAAAAACAAAUUUCUUACUGACGGUCAUCCCUUUAAAAAAAGUGACGUGUGUUUUUAUUUUUUGCGGAUAUAUUUACAGUCACGUAAUAAUAUAUGUUGUUUAAAUCAAUACAUAUAAUAUAAGCAAAGUAUGCUUGUCUACUUGCUUUACACUUAACAUGGCAGCUGCAUCGAAGUUUCUUCAAAAGUAUAUAAUAUUACACAAAGAGAGUAAUUCUUUAGGAAGAAGUGUGUAUGUUGUUUUUAAUUUGUUAUAUGUAACUUUUGUUGCUAACACGCAAACUUGUUGGCAACUUUGAAAUAUGCAAUAAAUUCUUGCUUAAGAUAUA
Messenger RNA from Solenopsis invicta (red fire ant), 7028 nucleotides. RefSeq names its product sterol regulatory element-binding protein cleavage-activating protein (gene SCAP). NCBI's taxonomy places the organism in Eukaryota, Metazoa, Arthropoda, Insecta, Hymenoptera, Formicidae. Gene Ontology annotation, biological process: SREBP signaling pathway. Gene Ontology annotation, cellular component: Golgi membrane; endoplasmic reticulum membrane. The coding region runs from base 1158 to 5135 and encodes 1325 amino acids. Gene Ontology annotation, molecular function: protein binding; sterol binding. The transcript is spliced from 12 exons. The record is from RefSeq and is a predicted model, not a curated record.